CUUCUGUCUGUUGUUUUGAUUCUGAAAAGAAAAGAUUAUUUUAUAUUAAUUAUUUUCAUGGAUUCUUUUUGAUAAUUAAUUUAAUUGUUCUCUUGCUGUUUUACUAUGGCAGCGAUUAGGCGAUUCUCCAGUCAACUGAUUCGUGACAAAAGUUAUGUUUCCAGUGCUCAUCCAAAGUCACACAUUAAUUUAAUCGCAAACGCUGUUCCUCAAGAUGAAAGUGAUUCUGAGAAAAAUUAUCGAAAAUUAUUUGAAGAGAAUCAACUUUGGAAUCACAACUACUGGCAAGAUAAUAAUACUAGAUUUCUAAAGGAAAAGGCUGAAUUCAUAGAGAAACAAAGAUUACAACAAGGUGACGAUUCCAUAGCAUUUUCUCAAGAAGAUUUGAUACCAUUUUAUAAAGAAUUUCUUGAUAAAAAUUACAAUAAACACAUCGAAUACAAUAGAGAGUGGUACCGUCGACAGUUCAAGCUCCUUAUUCCGGCCUUUCAAGCUUAUCUGGCAUCUAAGAAAAGAUCAUUGAAAAGGUUUUUUCCUUCAUCACGUUGAAAUUAUAUAAUCAUAGGCUUUAAUGUACUUUAGAAUUUAGGUUAAUCACCUUGAUGGACUAAUCAAAUUGAGAGAACCAGAUGAUAUCUAGUCAACAUUUUAAUUCAUCUAAAAAUCUUUCAUGUCCUUUAACAACUAAAAACUUGAACCAAAUGAACAGUGUUAAUAACAAUUGAAUCCAUUAACGAUAAUUAAUUGUUAAAAGAUUAAUAUAUAAAAGAGAUUGUCAAGAUUAUUGUCAAUCUGUAUUUCCAGCGGAUUAUUAAAUUUGUAUUUGUCCAAUUUGAUGAAUUGAAGAUAAUCAUCAUUAAAAACCAUGGAGAAGUUGAAAAUGAAAACAACAACAAAGCAAAAAUAUUAUCGAUCAAAUAGAUUUGGAGGAUUCCCACUAAUUGGAUUAAUCGGGAAGCUUGGAAAGAUUCAAUGUUAAAACAAGGAGUUAAAAGGGAUAAGAUUAACUUGUAAAUCACUUUCUCUUUUUGGAUUAAAGCCAAAAAAUUAAACAGCAAACAGAUUGUGAGAGGGUCAA
This is a messenger RNA of Panonychus citri (citrus red mite), 1078 nucleotides long. RefSeq names its product cytochrome c oxidase assembly factor 8-like (gene Coa8). Gene Ontology annotation, biological process: intrinsic apoptotic signaling pathway. The transcript has 4 exons. The coding region runs from base 106 to 549 and encodes 147 amino acids. Gene Ontology annotation, cellular component: mitochondrion. The record is from RefSeq and is a predicted model, not a curated record. Lineage: Eukaryota; Metazoa; Arthropoda; Arachnida; Trombidiformes; Tetranychidae.